UGGAAUAGGCAGCCAUAACUCAGAAACUCCUCCAAGCAACCCAACCUUCAGACCAACUCCCGACACCAUGGCCUGCUGUGAGAACACCUGCUGCGGAUUUCCCAGCUGCUCCACCAGUGCAACCUGUGGCUCCAGCUGCUGCCAGCCAAGCUGCUGCCAGACCAGCUUCUGUGGAUUUCCCAGCUGCUCCACCGGUGGGACCUGUGGUUCCAGCUGCUGCCAGCCAAGCUGCUGCCAGACCACCUGCUGCCAGCCAAGCUGCUGCCAGACCAGCUCCUGCGGAACCGGCUGUGGCAUUGGUGGUAGCAUUGGCUGUGGCCAGGAGGGCGGUUGUGGAGCUGUGAGCACCCGUAUCAGGUGGUGCCGUCCAGACUGCCGUGCGGAGGGCACCUGCCUGCCAGCCUGCUGUGUGGCAAGCUGCACACCCCCAUCCUGCUGCCAGCUGCACCAUGCCCAGGCCUCCUGCUGCCGCCCAUCCUACUGUGGGCAGUCCUGCUGCCGUCCAGUCUGCUGUUGCUCUGAGCCCACUUGUUGAAAACCUCCUUCUGAUGGGAAUCCUGUUAAGAUGGCACUUCAAAGCUAACCAAAUUAGAAUCCUAACAAACUCCUGAACUCCAGUCCUAUAACUGGGUUUGCAACCUCUCAUUACACAGCCGUGUAAAUUCCCUAGGAUGUAAAUGCAUUUACAAGGGAAGACCAAAAGUCUUUCCUAAACCUGGAUGUCAGUCAAAGUCCUACAAUGUGAAAAGAGUUGCAUAACAUUUUACUAUAAAUAUCAUCUGAAAUAUUUCAGUGGUUGUUGUGACUUAGAUUUAAUAAAAUUUUUUAUCUUUUCAAUGA
This is a messenger RNA of Saimiri boliviensis boliviensis (Bolivian squirrel monkey), 840 nucleotides long. Its product is annotated as keratin-associated protein 1-1-like. The record is from RefSeq and is a predicted model, not a curated record. Gene Ontology annotation, cellular component: keratin filament. NCBI's taxonomy places the organism in Eukaryota, Metazoa, Chordata, Mammalia, Primates, Cebidae.